This is a messenger RNA of Paramecium tetraurelia, 2148 nucleotides long. RefSeq lists its product as uncharacterized. Gene Ontology annotation, biological process: protein phosphorylation. NCBI's taxonomy places the organism in Eukaryota, Ciliophora, Oligohymenophorea, Peniculida, Parameciidae. The record is from RefSeq and is a predicted model, not a curated record. The transcript has 8 exons. Gene Ontology annotation, molecular function: ATP binding; protein binding; protein kinase activity.
AUGGAAUUGGGCAUCACCAACUUACAGCAAUACAUCUAAUCCAAAAAGCAAUCGGAUCCGGAGUUCAGAUUUCAAGAGUACGAGGUGGCGGAUUUCUUCGUGACAAUGAUCCGAGCACAUUCGCAUCUCUAGGAAAUUAAAAUAGCCCAUAGAGAUAUCAAGCCGGAGAACAUUAUACUCAUCAACGACGAGAAUCUGCUGUUUAAGGUUUGCGAUGUAAGACCCUCUCUUUCUACGUAGGUUGGUUUCGGCACUGAAAUCAUAGAUGAGGAGACGAGAUCCAGAACCAUCGGUGGCACAGUCACCUACCAAUCCCCAGAGGUCUUCAGAGCCUUCAAGAAGAGGAAGCCUCAGGCCAAAUACAACCCAUACAAAAGUGACGUUUUCUCUCUUGGAUUGGUCUUCCUGUUGUUUGCUACCUCUCAGAACAUUACAAAACAUCAAAAAGAAGAACUGUUUGACGAUGACACAAAACUGUAUACUUACUUGAAAGAACAGCGUAAGAAAGUCAAAGAACUCUAUCCUCGAAUCAAAGGAGUUUCCAAAAUUUUGAAGUUGAUGUUGGAUAUCUCUCCUGAUCAACGAUUCGACUUCUCGCAACUAAGUCAAAUUAUCGAGGAGAGAUCCUAUUUGGAAGUGAAAUCUGUAACCGAUAAUCAUUUAAAAUAGCCUGCCAAAAUAAACCACAAACAUCUGCAAUCCAUCACUAAUUUGGAGGAUUUUCAAUUGGAUAUUAAGAACAAGGAGGAUGUGCAAUUGGAUCUCAAUGGGAUGCAAAACAAGUCGCAAGAUGAAUUGCUUAAAUUCUUGGAGACCAUUGCUUAGCAAGUCAAAAAUUUUUAAAUGAUUACAUUACAAAUAAAAUUGGAGAUGAGUUGUUUAAAUGUGAGAACUAUUGCUCCCAUCGAAAAGAUACUGAGCAGAGCUCAAAAAUUGAAGGAGUUAAAAUUACAAUUGUGGAACAAUAAAUUGGGGAAUUUGGGAUUGUUGUUCCUAACCAAGGCAAUAAUGAGAAUGAGCGAUUUGAAACGAUUGACUUUGGAAAUAUCGAACAAUCAGCUGUCAGAUGAAGGGAUCAAUAAUGCCUUACCACUUUUGGAAGGACUGGUGCAGAUGGAGGAAUUGAGAUUGGAUUUCGGAUUAAACCAUUUACCAAUGGAGUGUUGCGAGGCCUUUUUUACGGUUCUUAGUGCCAUGCCCAAACUAAAGAAGGUUGAUUUAAAUCUCGAAAGCAAUUACAUGAAUUAAGUGCUUUCUAAAUUGUUGAAUCAGUCUUUGAAAAGAUUACCACUCCUGACUCAUUUGGCCAUCAAUUUUUCGAACAAUCCAAUGCACAAUGAGGGCUUUUAUGAUCUUGGAGAAAGCAUAUCGGAAUUGGAGAAUUGUGAGUUGGUUCUUUGGGGUUCGUAAAUCAAGGAUUUGGGAGUUGAGGAAUUCGCUAAGGGCUUGUCAAAAUGCGAUAAGUUGAAACACUUGAAUUUGACUCUGUGGAGCAAUCAAAUUACAAAGAAGGGAUGCGAAUCGCUUGGAUCUGUGUUGCCGAAAUUGCAGAAGUUGAGUACUUUAGCAAUUGAUUUGUCCAAAAAUCGAAUAGAGGAUGACGGAGUAAGGUUUUUGGCUAAGGCUUUUCACGAGAUGCCGUAAAUGUUGAGAGAAUUGAAGUUCUGGAUUGAGAAUGUAUCUUGCACUUCUUUCGGAUUGAGAUAUGUUAAUCGUUUUUUGACAACUCAAAAGAAACUCAAGAAUAUCAAUUUGAAUUUCAGGUCGAAUCAAAUUGGGUUGGAUGGGAUGGAAUUGCUCUACAACGGUUUCGGUUAGGCCACCCAGUUAGAGAUCGUGAACUUGAUUCUUGAUCACAAUCCUUUAGGAGAUGAAGGAGUCCAAACUUUGUUUAAGGGUUUGUGCAAAUUGAAGGAGUUACAGAGAUUGUUCCUGAGUCUUGAAAGCGUCCAAGGCUCUGGGAAUUCGGUGACUGUGAUGUUGUCCUCAAUCAGGUCUUGGCCUGACUUAAAGGAGCUGCAUGUCAAUUUCUUAAAAAACGAUACGGAUGGGGCUGACGAUAUCAACUUGAGAAACCGAUUGUCAGAAAUCUAAUCCACUGCUAAAAUUAAUAUUGAAUUAAAAACUAUAAAUUAAUAAAUAAAGUGA